Molecule: messenger RNA, 6314 nt
Organism: Diabrotica balteata
Lineage: Eukaryota; Metazoa; Arthropoda; Insecta; Coleoptera; Chrysomelidae
Source: the annotation of a GenBank genome assembly
AUAAUUAGUGAUCGACCAGCGUAGUGCCAGGACGUUACGUUUACUCAGCACCUGCAUUGCAUUUAUAAAUGUAAGCCGCGAUUCCUAAGAAAAAGUACUAUAUCACGUCCUAUACACCACGAAUACAGUAUAUUAGAGUAAAUUACAAUAUUAAACUUUAUUAUUGCUAAUAUGAGUACACUAAAAUUAUAUAUCUGUGUGCUUUUUUUAUUAUUCAAUAUGAUAAAAAUCAUUAAUUUCGUUGGUUUUUCCACUGAGCAAACGUGACGACCACACGUUCAACGGUUUAUCAGAUGCAUUAUUUAAUCGUAACAGUUCAUGGUCGUCAUUAAAAUCUGUAUAAUACGGUUAUUAUCUAAUUCAGCGGAAAUUAGAAAACCCAUAAAACUGCAUGUCUUUACGAGUUGUUACAAAACGUAAAAUAUCAUGUGUGUAUUAACUGAUAUUUUUUAUGACAAGAUUGUAACAUUAUUAAGUAGUAAAACAUCCUGUAUAAAGACAAAGGCGCGUGCUCGUGAUUUAUUUUUUCGGUUAGUGCAUGAAUACGAUCAACUGUAGUUAAAAUGAAUGAACUAAAGAUAACGAAAUUAACUACACCAAUUCAUCAUGGAGAAGGUCCAUAUUGGUGCCCAGAAUCCAAAGUUUUGCUAUAUACAGAUACGUUCAAGGCAACUUUGUACAAAUUAAAAACUGACAGAGAUACACCAAUGUCACCGGAAUGUUUUAAGUUACCUAAUCAUGAUACUGUAGGUUUUGCAAUACCAAUAAAAGAUAAAAAAGACACUUGGGUUGUAUGCGGUGAUAGACAUAUGUAUGAAUUAAAAUGGCCAGACAAGGGAAAAGUACAAUUUAAACAAAUACAUACUGUAGAAAAGGAUAAACCAAAAAAUCAGUUUAAUGACGGUAAAGCCGAUAUACAGGGAAGAAUUUGGGGAGGCACUUUAAAAAGAGAAACUGAUUUAUCAGUUCCUGAAUUUGGUGGCUCACUUUAUAUGUUUGAUCAUAAUCUUAGAGAACAUGAAAAAAUUCCUAAUGUCAGUAUAAGUAACGGAUUAGCUUGGUCUAAAGAUAAUACGAAAUUUUUCUUUAUUGACAGUGCUACAAAAGAUAUAGAAAAAUGGGACUAUGAUGCUAAGACGGGGGAAAUAUCUAACAAAAAGAUAGUUAUAAACAUUAAAGAACACGGAUACGCAGGUAUACCUGAUGGAAUGACCAUUGAUGAAGAUGACAAUCUGUGGAUUGCUUUAUUUGGAGGUCAUGAAGUUAUCCAAGUAGAAUCUAGAUAUGGAAGAAUAUUAAGGAACAUUAGAAUACCUGCUUCUUAUGUUACGUCUGUAACCUGGGGUGGUCCCAAUUUUGAUAUAUUGUAUGUAACGACGUCUCAAGCGCAUCUCGAUGAAAAACAGUUGAAAGAUGAACCUGAUGCUGGAAGUGUAUUUGCCCUCUCAGGAUUGGGUGUUAAAGGAGUUCCACCUAAUCAAGCCAUUAUUCAAAAAUAUAUUUUUAAAGCAUAUUAUAAUACUUUUAAGAACAAUUUUGAAGACAUAGUGGCGUCUUUUCUUACUGCUCCUCUAACAUUUAUUUUAGUUAUGACUGUUGUAUUUUCAUAUAUAGUACUGAUGAUGUUGCAGUAUUGAUUACUACUCUAACACACCUACUUAUUAUAUUUUUAUAUUAGUUUACCUUAUAUUUUCAAGGUUAUCCAAGUAGAAUCAAAAUAUGGAAGAGUAUUAAGGAACAUUAGAAUACCUGCCUCUUAUGUCACGUCUGUAAUUUGGGGUGGUCCUAAUUUUGAUAUAUUGUAUGUAACUACUUCUCAAGCUCAUCUAGAUGAAAAACAGUUGAAGGAUGAACCUGAUGCUGGAUGUGUAUUUGCCCUCUCAGGAUUGGGUGUCAAAGGAAUUCCGCCGAAUCAAGCCAUUAUUAACAAAUGUUACUGUUAGAGCCUAAUACAUAUGAUGAUUCUACUAAAUUAUAGUUAGAUACAAUAAACCUAAAUAAUAUAUUUAUAAUUUUUUUUAUAGACCAGGGCGGCUCUUUUAAAGGUGGAUGUGAGGGGUGGCAUUCGGAUUUUGUAGAAAUAGUUAUGUAAUAACUUCAAUAAUAAUUAACUUAUCCUUCCUCUUCUUAAAACAAUUGAUUUUGGAGCAAAGUUGUCAAGAAAUAUAAUAGCGACAGUCAAAUUUACUAUAAGAUACAGCUAGUUAAAAAUGUUUUAAUUUAUUACCGGUACUGCCAAAUAGCAUUAAAUACAAAAAAGAGGGGGAUAAACAAGCCUUUUCUUAUUCACUGUUUUUUAACCCAUUAAAUUACAGCAAGGACCUGUAUAAUUGAGCUGAUGAGAAUCAGAGUGGUGUAAGUCAGUUUUUAAUCAAUUUGAGAUUUUUAAGUGUUUGUUAGCAAAAAAAUUGUCUUUUUGUAGUCACAAAUUGUUACUUUUUUUUUAUUAAUAUAGAUUUUAUAUACCUAUUGUUUAUCAUAAAAAAAAUAAAAAGGGCUUAAAUGACUUACACUACUACCAUUCUAAACACCAAUAGAGAUUAAAUAAAAUAACUGACUUACCUUGUUGAAGAUUAAAAUUUUACACUUUGUCAACAGAUUAACUAUUUCUAAAUUAUCUUUACUUAAAAAGUAAUCAAUUCUACGAUCGACUGGAGUCUUUUUUAGUCCACAGUUUCAUCUUCCUCAUCGCUUUGAGGUUCAACAUAUGGAAGGGGGCUAAUCUUGUCCUCUACUUCAUUAUUUGCAGCAGUUGCUAUGUUUUGAAAAAACCCAUGAUGGACUGGAGGAAAGAACUGUAGGAGGUCAAUCAUAUCCUGUUUCUUCUGCUUGCUUACAGGUCUCAUUCUUGAGUUUUUUCAUGACAACAUUUUUCAACUGUACUUGCUUUCCCUUUUGUCCUGUUGGAGUGAUAUCUAUGAUGUCGAACUGUACCAUAUCUUGAAUUUUUUUUCCUAUUUGUAAUGUUUCUUUUAAUUGGGCUUGUUAAAAAUAAUUCAUCACUGCUUACCUCACAAACAAUAAAUUUCUCUUUUCUCCGGCAGGUAGUCAUGAUUUUUUUCCAGUUACUUGGUAGAUAGAUUGCCUUUCCGUUUGCAGCUAGUUCUGCACAACCAAAAUUCGAAUCAUUCAGUAGGAAUGAAUGUCCAGAAACUGAAAACUUCUGAUCGAUUACUGUCUGUUGCAUCGCUUUAUAGAAAUCUUGUUCGUGCUAAAGCCAUUUUAAUGUUUUGGUUUUGAUCAGUACAAGUAUCGCUGUGAAUUAUAACAUGUUUCUUGUUUGGAUUAUUUAGUUUAAGAUGCUUUAUAAUACAGGAUGAAACUUCUUGAGAGCCUCUGGAAGUGAUAGUUUUAUCCCAGAAAUAAAAUAUAAGCCAGCUUCUGUGUCGAAGUCAUGCACUCCAAAGUUAUAGCAGUACAUAGUUCGCUUCUAAUAGGCAUCUGAAACAGAUAACACUGGAUACAGCAAAGCUUUUUGUAGGUCAAUACUACAUACAUAACUGUCCUGGUUUCUUUUCGCGUUUUUCGCAUCAGUAGUCAUACAUUCCCUUGCUAGCUCAGCUUUCCGUAAAUGGAGUUCAUGGUCAGUAUUAAGUUGAGAUAAUUCAUACCUAAUCAAUUCAGGAUUGCUUAUUUUAAUUUUGAAUAUGUUACAUUUUUUGCACGUGUCUUUUUUUGGAAUGUUGAAGUGAAGGUUAAAUUUAGUGUUGAAAGCAUAUCAAUAAAAUUCUCCUUAACCGGUGAUUUCUGCUCUUCCUGACACUUUUUCUCAUACAAUGAAUAUAUUUUUCCCAUACUUCAAUUAUCACUAAGGUACCUUCGGUGUUUAUUUUUCUUCCUGAUAUAGUGACUCUGGUAAGAGGGAAAUGACUUGAUAUGUUUGCAGACAUAUUCUAUAUCGUCAUCAGGGAUUUUUCUUGCUGGGCAUCCUUCUAUACCUCUAAAAUCUUCACCAGGUAAUUUAACUUUACAUAGUUUUUUUAGAGCUCGUCUAACACGACCAACUGACAUGCAAAAAGUAGCGAGAAAAUACUUUUUGCACACUGCAACAACUGAUAUAGGUACCUUGAUUUGUUUUUAAAUGGUAUUUAAAAAAUCCACCCUUUUUACGGGACCUGGCUUGAUUUGAGUUCUUUGAAUCUGUCCGCAAAUAUAAGUAUUUUUCCGCUUAAAAUCCCCAAGUUCCCAGAAAGACUAUUUUCUCAUGAUACGCCAUUUUACAGUGACAUGGGGUGUCUGAAAAUGUUUUAUUUGCUACUUCUUGGCCAUUAACAUUCACAUAUCUCUCACCAGAAUUCCUCUGUUUCUUAGUAAUGCUUUUCUUAUGCCAUUUUGGCUUCCUGAGCCUUUUUCUAGUUUUACUUUAGCUUGGGACCGAUAAACUCACCAUUUUCAUCUGACUGAUUAUCUGAUUCGGACUUAGUAGACAUUAAUCUGUUUCUUCUUCCUACAAGGUUGAGUCUUUUUUAAAAAGGAGUAAGCCUGUUAUCUUCAUUAUAAUCUGGAUCCCUAUCAACAUCAUCGGUUGAUUUAAUAGAGUCUGAUUCACUUGAUAAAUGUAACCUGUUAUAGGUUUUCAGUAUAGGCCUACUCAUGUUUUAGGUUAUUUAAAUUUCUUUUUUUUAUAAAAAUGCAUUUUCACUUAAAAUAACGUUAUUGUUGUAAAAGUUUGUUCUAAAUACAAGCCUAACCUGAAAAUGUCAACAAGGAUACAUUUCUCACAUUUCAGUUAUAAAACAAGAUUUUCUUCAAUUUAAAAACAAGCUACUGUGACAGAAUAUUAAAUAUGUUUGUUUAUAUACCACCAAUAAUAUGUAAUAAUACAUAAAACAAAAUAACACUCACUGAUCACUUUGCAAUAAUAUAACCUUGCAUUUAAACAAAUUCAUCAUCUGACUUACAGCACUCUCAUUCUAAACACAUUGGCAGUUUAGUGUAGGAUGACAAUGAUGUGCUGCUCCCAGUGGGCAGUGAUUGAACAAUUGACUUACUUCACUCUCAAACUAAACAGAAUGAGCGAUUCGGAUAGUUUAACUUACACCACUCUGGUGUUUACCGGUUCAAUUCGUCUAGAAUAUCUUCAUAACAUAGUUGAAAUCGGAUUAACAGAUUUUGCAUAAUAAUUUUACAAUCUAAUUUUUUUUUUAAAACUUUAUAAAUCUUGCACAAGAAAAAAUAGACCAUAUACAAGUUUGCCAAUUUUUUAAUUAUAAAACGUACUUAGCCCAUAGUUAACUCAAAUUGGGGUCAGGCGAAGGAAAUACGUAUAAGAGUAGAAAAGGCAAGAGCAUCGUUCACUAGCAUGAAGCAAAUUUUCACCUCUAAAAGCCUCACCCUACCUCUCAAAAUUCAACUUCUGAAAUGUUAUAUAUUCCCGGUUUUGUUAUAUGGAAUGAAGUCGUGGACAAUGACCAAAAAAUUGAUGAAAAAAGUAGAGGUCUUCGAAAUGUGGGCUUACCGACGCCGACGUAUAUUACGUAUAUCCUGGACUGAGCACGUGACCAACGAAGAGGUACUACGCCGGAUAGGUAAAGAGAGAGAGGUAGGAAUAAGUAUUAAAAAAAAAGAAAGUUGGAAUACUUGGAUCACGUUAUGAGACAUAAUAAAUAUAGAGUACUACAGCUGAUCGUUCAAGGGAAAAUAGACAGCAGAAGGGGUCCAGGGAGGAGAAGGCGCUCGUGGCUCCAAAACUUGCGGCGAUGGUUCGGAUUGUUAUCUGCUGAACUAUUCAGAUCUGCCGUAAACAAAGUCAGAAUAGCCAUGUUGAUUGCCAACGAUCGGAACGGACAAGGCACAUGAAGAAGAGAAGACUUAGCCCGUCUUACUUAUUUUGUGGAAUUAAAGUCGGAUUAUGUGGACGGUCUAAGGAAUGCUUUAAAAUUAUAAACAAAUGUUAUGCUUAUAAACAAAUAUAAUAUAAACUAACAACUUAAAUGAAAUUCGGAAAAAAAUUCAUUGACAAAAAAAGGGUAAGACAUUUUUUCCAAAAGAAAUAAAGUUAAAAUACAAGCAAUGGUUCCUGAGAUUCAACCGGUCAAAGUUGAAGGCAUUGACAAAGAAAUCAAUCACUGCUAUUUUGCAGUAGUUUUGCUUCUAUUAACGUCUUAGAACAAUAAUCUAUUUAGAUGUAAUGUAUCAUCUUGGGUAAUCUUGGAACGAUUUGUAUAAUAAGACAAAUUAAUAUUGUUACCAGAUUAAAAAGAAUAAGCUGUUGUAGUUAUAUUUCAAUGUUAAUUGUUCUAUUUAAAUUUUACUAUUUACUUUGUCCAAACUGCAAUAAAAUUUGUUAAUUUUGAAAAUAAAUAAUCCCUUGU